Molecule: messenger RNA, 678 nt
Organism: Carya illinoinensis
Lineage: Eukaryota; Viridiplantae; Streptophyta; Magnoliopsida; Fagales; Juglandaceae
Product: non-specific lipid-transfer protein 1-like
Exons: 2
Coding region: 100-459 (119 amino acids)
Biological process (GO): lipid transport
Cellular component (GO): membrane
Molecular function (GO): lipid binding
Source: RefSeq, a predicted model, not a curated record
CCAGAACUCACUCACUCACUCACUCAAGCAUUCAAAAUCUCCACAAGCUUGCAUCAUCUCUCUCUAAAUUCCUCUCCUUCGAGUGACUUAACAGGCGAUAUGGCUGGCUCCUUGGUCCUUAAGCUCUCAGGCAUGGUGCUUCUGUGCUUGGUGGUGGCUGCACCUGUUGCAGAGUCGGUCAUAACUUGUGGGCAGGUGGCUAGCAGCGUGAGUCCUUGCCUUGGCUACAUCCGGGGUACGGUUGCUCAAGUCCCUCCAAACUGCUGCAAUGGGGUCAGGAGCCUCAACAAAGCGGCCGCUACCACAGCUGACCGCCAGGCCGCCUGUGAGUGCCUGAAAAAGACCGCUAGUUCCAUCCCCGGACUCAAUCCUGGUCUUACUGCUGGCCUCCCUAGCAAAUGUGGUGUCAGUGUCCCUUACAAGAUCAGCACCUCCACUAACUGCAAAACUGUGAAAUGAAGUCGACGGAGAGAGAUUUUUCAGCCACAGGAUAUAACUACAGUAGCUAUCUAGCUUGAGAUAAAUAAAAGGGUGUUUAGUCCAUGCGGGGGCUCCUCGUGAUGGAGCCUAUAGCUCGUAUUUGUUAUAUAUAUGUAAGAGUCCUGUUGCUGUUGUAUCGAUUACGGAAGCUAGGUGAUGCUUCAUUUUCUGUAAUAAAUAUAUUUAAGUAUUAAACAA